CGUCUCUUUUCCCCCACCGUUUCCACCACCUUAAACCAUGCCAUCAGGGGCAUCACCACCCCUACCGCCGCCACAACGAACACCAACACCAACAAUCACCCGUACCAAAACACCCACCGUUAAACUUUUAGGUAAGUACCAAUUGGGUCGCCUGUUGGGCCGUGGAAGCUUUGCAAAAGUUCACGAGGCAACUUCACUCGAGGACAGCAACGGAGUUGUGGCGAUUAAGAUUAUAGACAAGACAAAAACACUUGACGCUGCCAUGGAAUCGAGUAUAACCCGGGAAGUUUCAGCUAUGCGCCGUCUACAACAUCAUCCAAACAUCCUUAAAAUCCACGAAGUCAUGGCAACAAAGACUAAGAUCUACCUCGUCAUGGAACUAGCCUCAGGUGGUGAACUUUUCGCCAAAGUGUUACGCCGUGGCCGCUUAGCUGAACCAGCCGCACGUAGGUACUUUUCACAACUCGUUUCUGCCCUCCAUUGCUGCCACCAAAACGGUGUCGCCCACCGUGAUUUGAAGCCACAAAACCUUUUAUUAGACCACAAUGGUAACCUCAAAGUUUCAGACUUUGGUCUCUCAGCUCUACCCGAACAGCUAAACAACGGGCUUCUACAUACAGCUUGCGGAACACCGGCUUAUACGGCUCCUGAGGUGGUUCGGAGGAAAGGGUAUGACGGUUCCAAGGCGGAUGCUUGGUCUUGUGGGGUCAUUUUGUUUGUUUUGCUGGCUGGUUAUUUACCCUUUGAUGAUAGUAACUUGGUGGCUAUGUACAAAAAGAUUCAUCGUAGGGAGUUUCACUUUCCAUCUUGGAUUUCAAAGCAACCAAAAGCUAUAAUAUGGCAGCUUUUAGACCCGAAUCCCGAUACGAGAAUGAGCAUAGCAAAGGUAAUGGAAACUUCAUGGUUUAAGAGAAGUUUAAUGACAUUUACGUCAUCAAACAACCAACAAGAAAGUUUGUUACAUGACAGGAAGUUAAAACAUGAUAUGGUUUGCAAUGGAGUUAAUGCCUUUGAUAUAAUAUCUUUAUCUUCAGGGCUGGAUUUGUCAGGGCUUUUUGAAGGAGGGAAUCAUAGUAGGAGGAAGGAAAAGAGGUACAGUACUUCGAUGAUGUCAUUGGAUGGGGUGGUGGACAGGGUUGGGGAGGUUGGGAACAGAAUGGGGUAUAGAGUGGAGAGAGGGAAAAGAGGGGUUGUCGGGUUGGGGAAAGGGAGGGUGGUGUUGCUGGUGGAGGUGGUGGAGAUUGCAGAGUCGUUUGUUUUGAUGGAGGUGAAGGUGGUGGCAGGUGGGGUGGAGUUUGAGGAAGGGCAGUGGGUGGAUUUGGAAUCUGGCCUUGGAGACACUUUUGUUUCUUGGGAUAACGAUGCUGUAAGGUGAUGGUUUUGUUUGAAAUGUACAUGGAACUUUUUCUCCCUUUUUUUGGUGUAUUCUUUAGUGUUGUUGGAGUUUCUUUUGGUCUGAAUUUAUCAAUGUAAAUGAUGAAAAUUAUAAUGAUAUUAGUUGUUAGCAGCUGGAUAAAAG
Molecule: messenger RNA, 1519 nt
Organism: Durio zibethinus
Lineage: Eukaryota; Viridiplantae; Streptophyta; Magnoliopsida; Malvales; Malvaceae
Source: RefSeq, a predicted model, not a curated record